Molecule: messenger RNA, 1518 nt
Organism: Abrus precatorius (Indian licorice)
Lineage: Eukaryota; Viridiplantae; Streptophyta; Magnoliopsida; Fabales; Fabaceae
Product: probable arabinose 5-phosphate isomerase
Exons: 3
Coding region: 81-1109 (342 amino acids)
Biological process (GO): carbohydrate derivative metabolic process; carbohydrate metabolic process
Molecular function (GO): isomerase activity; carbohydrate derivative binding
Source: RefSeq, a predicted model, not a curated record
AAGAUGUUCCAUUCUUGUCUUGUGAUCAAAGGAGAAGGAACAGAUAAGCACUCUUCUUCGAAUUCCCUCUGUCUCUGGAAAUGGGUUCUCUGCCUGCAUUUCCACCCUCGCCAUCCAAACAAGGCGUUAGCGAGAGCCACAUUGACGAAAGCACCCUCUCAGGCCUAUUCAAAUCGCAGCAGAGUCAUCUCAACUUCUUCUUCGAACACAUCGACCACUCCCAAACCCUAGCAUUCACGCGCGCCCUCCUCCACACCGCCGGCACCGUAUUCUUCACCGGCGUCGGCAAAUCCGGCUUCGUCGCCAAUAAGAUCUCCCAAACACUCGUCUCUCUGGGCAUCCGCUCCGCCUUCCUCUCUCCGGUCGACGCUCUCCACGGCGACAUCGGAAUUCUCUCCUAUCGCGACGUCCUCGUCCUCCUCAGCAAGUCCGGCGCCACCGACGAGCUCCUCCGUCUCGUGCCCUGUGCCAAGGCCAAGGGCGCACACCUCAUCGCCCUCACCUCCGUCGAAGGCAACGCGUUGUCGGCGAUGUGCGACAUGACCGUGCAUUUGCCUCUCCAGAGAGAACUCUGUCCCUUCAACCUCGCUCCGGUGACUUCCACCGCCAUCCAGAUGGUGUUCGGCGACACCGUGGCCAUCGCACUCAUGGAAGCGAAGAAUCUCACCAAGGAAGAAUACGCCGCCAACCAUCCCGCUGGCAAGAUUGGGAAGAGUCUCAUCUUCAAGGUGAAGGACUUGAUGAAGAAACAGGUGGAGGUUCCGAUUUGCAGGGAAUCGGAUUUGAUUAUGGAUCAACUCGUAGAGUUAACUAGUAAAGGGUGUGGAUGCCUUCUUGUGAUAGAUGAAGGUUACCAUCUGAUUGGAACGUUCACGGACGGCGAUCUGCGUCGCACUCUUAGGUCAAGUGGAGAAGCCAUUUUCAAACUCACUGUAGGGAAAAUGUGCAACAGGAAUCCGAGAACUAUUGGUCCAGAGGCUAUGGCAGUGGAGGCAAUGAAGAAGAUGGAAGCGCCUCCAUCGCCAGUGCAGUUUUUGCCUGUCAUAAAUGAUGACAAUAUCGUGAUUGGGAUUGUGACGUUGCAUGGUUUGGUUUCGGCUGGGUUGUGAAUUUUGAUGUCAUUAUUUAUGUCAGAUUCGUUUUUUGCAUUCGUUUAUUGAAUGGAUCAUUCUUUCUAGUUUUUACAUAAUAGUUGCAUCUGAAUCCACCCAAUUUCGAGUGUGAUUUAGGGGUUCUUUGAUUACUGUAUCACCUUAGGAUUCAGAAGCAUUCAAAAGGAUACCGAUUACUCGGUGCCAUGUCAAACCUACCCCACAUAGCGUGCUUGUGUUAAUUGUGGAUGUAAGAAUUUUCAGGUGUAAUAUAUACUCUACUGCUGUAACUGAACUUGAUAUUUUAGGCUUCUCUUUUAUGCUGUUAAUUUAUAGUAUAUUAAUAAUUGUCUCAAAAAAAUAAUUUAUUUUUGUGCUAAGAUUGUUAAGGACCUACCAUUUGAUGAUUUUGACUUUAUUUCCUAAU